Stegodyphus dumicola is the source of this 4345-nucleotide messenger RNA. Its product is annotated as intermembrane lipid transfer protein VPS13A-like. Gene Ontology annotation, biological process: protein targeting to vacuole; protein retention in Golgi apparatus. The record is from RefSeq and is a predicted model, not a curated record. NCBI's taxonomy places the organism in Eukaryota, Metazoa, Arthropoda, Arachnida, Araneae, Eresidae.
AAAUCCAAAAGAUGGAGCAAAAAGAGGUACUCAUUUGAGUAUGUUCAUCUUUCUCCCAUCGUGAUCCACUUUAGCUUCAGCCCACGUGGACCCUCCUCAAAAGGCGACAUGGUGGACUUGCUGUUGAAUUCCGUUGGAGCCACUCUCUCUGAAGUCAAGGACGUCGAAAUAAGGCUGGCCUUUUUCGAACGUCGGGGGUUUUCCGCUCAUCCACAGGAUUUACUGACAGACGUUCGAAGACACUACAGGUCUCAAGUUAUCCAGCAAAUCUACGUCUUAGUUUUAGGUUUAGACAUCUUGGGCAAUCCCUUCGGUUUGCUCAAAGACUUCACCAGAGGCCUCGGAGACUUCUUCUAUGAGCCGUAUUUGGGAUCCGUCAAAGGACCCGAUGAAUUUGCAGAAAGUUUAGCAAGAGGUGCCCAGAGUCUACUGGGACACGUCAUCGGAGGAUCUGCCGGAGCCAUUUCCCUAGUCACCGGAUCUAUUGGACAAACGCUAUCGGUCCUUACGUUUGAUGACGAUUAUAGAAAGAAGCGACAGCAGAGGUUGCAAUUGCAAACGCAUUCCCUCCCCGAUGCUUUGUGCACGGCUACUAAAAGCUUUAUAUUCGGAGUGGUUCUUGGUUUAUCGGGUAUCGUCGUCCAUCCCGUUACCGGUGGUCAACAAGAAGGCGUGGAAGGCUUUUUUCGCGGCAUCGGAAAAGGCUUACUAGGCCUUAUUACAAAGCCUGCAGGGGGUGUCAUGGACAUGGUGAGCAUGGCCUUUGAUGGUAUCAGGAGAGCUGCAGAAAUGGGAGAGAGAGUUGUUCUGAGAAUGCGCUUACCAAGAUACAUUAACCCUACUGAAGGCCUUCGACCUUAUUCCCCUUACCUAGCAUCUGGUUGUCACUUGAUGGAACAAGUCAGCAAGGGCCACUAUGCAGAAACAGAUAUCUACUGGGCGCAUGCGCCUCUUGAUGGGUCCAGAGUAGCCUUGCUGACAAAUAGGCAUAUGUUCCUUCUCGAAAAAGGCCGUUUCUGGGGUGGCUGGGAUAUCGAGUGGGUCGUCAGCGUAGACGAUGUUCUGACCGUUCCUCACAUACAAGGAAACAACCUAGUUAUCAAAGUGAAGCAGGAAGACUGGAUCCUCAAUUUUGCCGGAGACGAGCGCUACAUCCAAAAUGAUAACCCUCUGGUUCUGGAAUGGCUAAAGGAGAAGAUAGAAAAAGUGCUUCUCUUCAAUACAAGGGAAAAGCCUUGCCCUCUCUGAAAGAAACAACACUCAUAGAUGUAUAUUUUGGGUACAGAAAUACAGAAUAGGACUUGCUGCGAUCGUUGUUCGAUGCCCAGACCAAGCGUUAAAAACUCUACAGUGCUAGUAUUUUCUUUUUUUGCUUCAAUAGCGGACUGCUUUUUAUGGGUUCUUGAUGAUUAUCUUGCAAGUCAUUAUUUUCAUAGCUAGACAUAUAUUUAUUGAUUAGUAGUACCAGGGCCUGAUGGGGUUUCUAAUCGGUGGACAUUUUUCGAGUAACCCGUCUUUCGCCAAGGAAGCGAGGGUGUCGCUCCAUAAAGGCACAAGGUCAGCGGUACUUUUUGCUCGUUAUGCUGAUUGCUCGCAAAACAUAAGGAUACUUUGACAAAUAUGCAAGGGUGUGCCUGCACCUUUGCAUGGAGCUCCGUUCUGUGAAGAAGGCAUCUCAUCAAGGGCACUGGGACACUCAUUUGAAAGUUUUACUCUUGAAGGAUACAGCACCAACCUGCUUAAAGGUGCCAGCACUUUUCCAAGGUGACAGUCGCUGGAUAAGUUGGUCGACGUCGGGUUGGUCAAGCUGACGUGGGCAAAUUAAAAGGUACCUGCACCUUUUCCGAGUAAAUCAACACCAAGGAAAAAAGAGUCAUUUCAUAAAAUCAUGAAGAUGCCAAUACCUUUUCCCCGCUAUACUGAAUCCUCGACGAUGCGUAAGGGUGCCUUAACAUAUAGGCACAAAUGUGCCGACACCAUCGUAGAAUUCUGUAUCAUGAAGAAAGCACCUCAUAAAGGCUACAGGGACACCCAAUUGAGUCAACUGAGUCAGGCUGCAAAAAGUUAUAGGCAGCUUUUUCAGACGGCAGUCACUCGUGAAGCUCUGAGUGAGGGAAAGGUACCAGCACCCUUAUGGGAAUUUGACCAUGGGGCUUGAAGAGCCAGGUGGGCCGGACUAUGGUAUAGUGAAUAAAGCAGCCCUCAUCAAGGCUGCCGGAACACUCAGGUCUUGGAGAAGAGUUGCCUACUUGCAUAAAGGUGUCGGCUCUUUAUAACAUUUUAUGGAAUCAUCCGUGUCGGGAGGUACAUAAAAAUUCUUUGUUUUAUGCAUAUUGAGUAGAUCCAACAAUUAUGAAUUUUAGAAGUCAAACAACAAAAAUCAGCGUUAUAUUUUCAUAAGACUAGUUUCGAUGGUUUUACCGAACCAUCAUCCUCAGCUGUAAAACAUCAUCGACACUAGUCCUGUGAAAAUUUGAAAAUAUAACGCUGAUUUUUGCUGUUUGAUUUCUAAAUUAAUACUUGUUAGGUGUGUUAUUGUAUAUUAAUUAUAAAUUUGCUAUGAGUUAACGACGAUGGGGUUAAUAAGUCGAAACCAUCGAUAUCAGGUAACAAAGCAGCGUCACGGAUACCGCCACUUUGGGAAAUUUUUGGAUAACCCCAUCCGCCUCUGAUGACUAAGGAUUCUGUUUCGUACUACGUUUGGCCCAUUUGCUACAAAAACUCUAUACUGUCAAAAGAAAUUGCAUAGUUUAUCAAAAAUAUAUAGAAAAAGAAAUUGUUAAUUCAAUUUCAUGUAAUUCGACACAAAAAUUAUUUCAUACAGCGCUUUUGCAACAUAAUCGAAUAAAAUUAUCAUAGGGUUUCGCAUUUAAGGACUGAGGUAGGAAAGAAAUCCAUCACUCAUCAGUUUAAAUUAAAUGCAAAUGUAAUUCAUGCUAUUGUUGAGCAAUGUUAUAAUUAUUUAGUCCUCUAAGGCUGCUAUCACACGUCGGUUUGUUUCGGAAGAACAACUGUUUGGAACAAUUUUUCUGCUUUGUCACAACAGCCUAUCACCAUAGGUCACUGUGGGGUUAACACAGGAGAAAUUGGUUCCCCAUUAAGAGGUUAUCACACUUGGCUACAGUCCUGGCUAGACGGGACUUUUUUGAGAAACGAGUUUCUGAUGGCACUCAUUUAACCGGGAGGAUUCCUAAAAAAAAAAGAGCCCCGCCCGAAGCGAAGUCCUGCCUAACUACAGAAAUAAUGCUGCAGCUACGCGGGAUUUUUUCAAACCUUACUGAAAAUAUUUCGGCUGGACCUCUGUCCCGGGUAGAGACAACCAAUUGGACAAAAGAUCUGCUUCUGAAGCGUCACGUGAUCCCAAUCUGAGCGAUAAUUGAUUAGUAUUUGGCAUUCAAGUCUUUGUAGUAAGUGAAAACAGUAACCUAGCUACGUGGGUUUCCUGGAAUUGUGCGAGUUCUGAGAAUUGUCCCUUUCGACGUCAAGUCCCGCAUAGCCAAAGCACAAUGUGAUUGGGACAUUGCAAACAAGCUGAUAGCUGAUUGGUUGAAAUCAACGAACAACUUGCAAUUUUUUUGGAAAGGAAGGAAAAAGUCGCACUUCUUUCUUUCAAUAGUAAACCAGGCAGAAAAAUUGUCCGAAACAGUUGUUCGUGCGAAACAAACUGCUGUGUGAUAUGAGCCUAACUGUUCGAUAUAGUUAUCCGAAAUGCCAUCGCCACAGUAAAUUUCAAUUAUAUACAAACCUUAAUGUUUGCUGUCUGAUGAAAUAAAUGUCUGAUGUCCAGUUUUUUCUCAUCCCAGUCGAUGCCGUUAUUUUUAGAGAAUAUGACGCUAUAUUUAAAUGUAUUUCAUGUGAAAGAAAAAAUACGUGAAAAAUGGGAAACUGAUAAUUGCGAAAAUAAAAUCUGAUAAAGUAAUGUAUGCAUCAACGAGUGGUUAGCAGUCCAAAAUAUUAGAAGUAUGUUUACAUUACUAUGCUUUACAUUUGCAUCAGCCUAGUAACAUGUUUGAUGAGAGAUAAUUUCCUGAAUAUUUUCUAACACAGCUAUAAACUGUAUUUUCCAUGCUGUUUGACAUUCAACGUUUCAAGUUUGCAAUCAACAAACCUGCACAAUGGCCGCAGCAAGCCGUAUUAUAAGAACUCUAUGUGAAUGUUUAAUGAUAUAAAAAUAGAUGUAAAAAGCCACAGAUAAUGUGCUAGACAGUUACAUGUCUGCAUGCAGUGUACUUUCAAUUAUGUUGGCUAAUGCCGGGAAAACAGGUCAUGGAUAACUGAAAAAUACCAAACUAUUAGUUUUCAUGCAUAUUGUAAACGUUUAUUUCUUAAAAAAAAAAAAAAAAAA